AUGUCUGUUUUUCCGCCCAAACUUGGCGGAUAUCCGGGUAUCCCCGGUGCCAAGGGAGGCAACACCGCCGGGAGGAAUCCCUCCCGGCGAGGUGGAACACAAUCCAGCUCUCCGGGAGGGAUUCCUCCCGACGAGCUGGUGUACAUACCAGCUCGUCGGGAGAAACCCCUCCCGGCGACCUCGAUUGGGACCUAUUUUGGCACCUUAGGACACGUCUUUGACAAGACAAACACCACAGCAGCUGCCAUCUCGGCAAUUGUUGUCACUAACUUCAUCCUCAUUGGCUACAUCUUCGCCGCCCUCUCCGAACCCGACGACAAGAAGAACAACGAUACCAUUACCGACCUGCAGAAGAAGAAGAAGAAAGACUCCUGA
This is a messenger RNA of Puccinia graminis f. sp. tritici CRL 75-36-700-3, 375 nucleotides long. RefSeq lists its product as uncharacterized. The transcript is spliced from 2 exons. NCBI's taxonomy places the organism in Eukaryota, Fungi, Basidiomycota, Pucciniomycetes, Pucciniales, Pucciniaceae. The record is from RefSeq and is a predicted model, not a curated record. Bases 1 to 375 code for a protein of 124 amino acids.